This is a messenger RNA of Cyprinodon variegatus (sheepshead minnow), 2408 nucleotides long. It is a transcript of the gene syt14a, whose product is annotated as synaptotagmin 14. The record is from RefSeq and is a predicted model, not a curated record. Lineage: Eukaryota; Metazoa; Chordata; Actinopteri; Cyprinodontiformes; Cyprinodontidae. The transcript has 8 exons. The coding region runs from base 133 to 1746 and encodes 537 amino acids.
CCACCACAUUCAGACUGCCCUGUCUUUCCAGGUGGGGAGCGUCACUGUGGACUUCAUGAGCUGAUCUGCAUCAGGAAAGUUUCUCCAGAGGUGCUGGGCUUUCUGACAGCCAUCGGACUCUUCAUCAUCCUCAUGACCUUGCUCUUCUGGUAUCUCAACAACACGCUGGUUCUGGAGAACCCAGGGAGCCUUCAGGGCCUCGAUGACUUCAGGAAAAACUCAGAGCUGCCAGACAAAGCGUCCUCUGAUGCCGACCUGCUGGACUCGUCCUCAGACAGUGAGGACGAGCUGAUGGGUCAGUAUCAGGAAGCGGUCAGCCGCUCGCAGGGUCUGCGCGUUGGAGCCACGGCGGCCUGCAACGGCAAACACCUUGGAGGGUUCAGAUGGGAAGGCCGCCAAAAGUACAGCCCUCUGACUGCAGGUUAUGAUGGAUACAGCAGUGAGGCGUCUGCAGAUGAUGCAGCCAACUGCAUCCAGAGGAUGAGGAGGACGCCGCCCUUGGAUGAGCUCCAGCCGCCUCCCUAUCAGGAUGAGAACGGUUCUCCCAGGAUGUCCUGCACUCUGUCCGAUCUGAGCGACGCCAAAUGCGAUGUGUCCGUGACCAGCGGCAGUCCACACUUGUCCUUUGGAAAGUGUCUCAGUGACGGCAGUGAUGACCAAGAGAGCGAAGGUUACUUCAAUAAAGGCUAUGAAGAAGACGUCCCCAGCGACAGCACAGCUGUCCUAAGCCCAGAGGACUUAUCUGCUCGUGGGUCGAAUGUUCACUUCCCAAAGGGCUACGAACCCGACGGCAUGGCUAAGUACGGCACCUUGGACAUUGUGUUUGACUACGACUCAGAGGAGCAGCAGCUCACCGUCACCAUAAUGGCCGUGACCGACUUGCCCUCCAUCAAACGCACCGGGAACAUUUCCUGGCAGGUCCACCUGGUUCUGCUGCCCACCAAGAAACAGAGGGCAAAGACGGGGAUCCAGCGGGGCCCCUGCCCCAUCUUCACAGAGGCCUUUCGUUUCAGCCACGUGGAGUCGGAGAUGAUCGGAAACUACGCCAUCCGAUUCCGUCUGUACAGCAUCCGGCGGAUGAAGAAGGAGAAGGUGUUUGGAGAGAAGGUGUUCUACCUGACCAAGCUCAACCUGCAGGGCAAAGUUUCCGUGCCAGUCAUCCUGGAGCCAUGCUGUGCACUGCCGGGCGGUGAAUCCCAGCUCAGCCUCUCUGAUCUGACCUGCAGUGAAAGCGCCUCAUCUUUCCCGUCUGUCAGUCAGACUUCUGCUCCAGAGAUCCUUGUUGGCCUGGUGUACAACGCAACCACGGGCCGCCUCUCUGUGGAGAUCAUCAAAGGCAUCCAUUUUAAAAACCUCGCUGCAAACAAGCCACCCAAUGGGCUGUUCUGUUGUCUGAAACACUUGAUAGGUGGACAGGUUUAUAUUAUCAGAGAUACCUACGUGAAGUUGACCCUACUCAACUCCAUGGGCCAUGAGAUGUCCAAGUGCAAGACGUCCAUCUGCAGAGGUCAGCCCAACCCCACCUACAAAGAGACCUUCAUCUUCCAGGUGGCCCUGUUCCAGCUGUCCGACGUCACGCUCAUCCUCUCCGUCUACAACAAGCGCAGCAUGAAGCGGAAGGAGAUGAUUGGAUGGAUCUCUCUGGGCCUGAACAGCUCCGGGGAGGAGGAGCUGACUCACUGGACCCAGAUGAAGGAGUCCAAAGGACAGCAGGUCUGCCGCUGGCACAGCUUGCUGGAGUCCUAACUGUCACAAGGGGGGAGGUUAUGAGGUAGAAGAAUGCUUUGGCUGUUCAGCGUCAUGCUUUUAUCACCUAGUUUCUAAAAUUCCUGACAGCCAAACUUCGGAUCAAUCAGCAGAGUCAAGAAAGGAAUCACAGAGCCUUCUAGUGAUCCGCUGAUAGGAUCCUCACCAGAAAACCGGAUCCUCCCUACAAACAUAUUCUUCCACACCUUUUAAAGAUAUUUUUAUUCUCUUGUGAAUGAAAAUAAGACAGUCUUAAUCCACAGCCUGAAUCUGGAAGGACCUUCUGAUCCAGGCCCUUCCUCCACGUCCUGCCUUGGACAGCAGGGUUUCCCAAAGUGGAGAUCCAGAGGGUCAGAUUUGACCUGAUCGUCUAUAACUGAUCUAAAAACUACAGGAUUAUUAAUUAGGGUUAAAAUAAACAUUGCAGCUGCUGAUGUUGUUUAAUUAGCUUCUAAACAGGCAACAACUGCUGCAGCUCUGCUCUGCUGACGACCGGGUGAGCAUCAAGGUAUCAAUGCUGCAGUCCUUCAACAAAAACCCAACCUCUCCUAUAGUCUCAGAAAGUACAAACAACAGUACGAAGAACAGUACGAACAACAGUACGAAUAUCAUUACGAACAACAGAACGAACAUCAUUACAAACAUCAGUACGAACAUCAGUA